Messenger RNA from Petromyzon marinus (sea lamprey), 17852 nucleotides. The record is from RefSeq and is a predicted model, not a curated record. Lineage: Eukaryota; Metazoa; Chordata; Hyperoartia; Petromyzontiformes; Petromyzontidae.
CACCGCAGACAACCACACCCACCACAACAUUGGAAACUACCACGCAAUCAACUUCCCAAUCCACCACAAAUACACCGACAACAGAUACAACCACCGUACAAUUUACAACAACCACUCCGCAAACAACCACACCAACCACAACAUUGCAAACUACCAUGCAAUCAACUUCCCAAUCCACCACAAAUACACCGACAACAACAGAUGUAACGACUGUACAUUUGACAACCACACAUCAGGCAACCACACCAACAAUCGUGUCGCAAUCAGUAUCAACAACCACAACAGCAUCUACAUCCACAACAUCUCUCCCCACCACACUUGCAUCACCAACAACAUUGACAACAGUCACAACAGCAUCACCAUCAACCACAACAAUAUCUCCAACCACAACAGUGUCACAAACAACAUAUACCCCAACUACAACCACUCUUCCAACAACAUCUUCAACAACAACAUCUUCAACAUCGCCAAGCACAACAGCAUCGCCCUCUACAACAUCUACAGUACCAGGUUUGCCAAGAAAUCUAACUCUUGCCAGUGGAGGAGUAACAAACACAUCUCUGCAAGUCAUUUGGCUGAGUGCUCUGGGAGAUGUUGAACGAUACACGGCAUUAAUCUCUCCUGGAGAUUCACCCUCCAUUGCUAUUAGCCCGAAUGGUUCACUCAAUGCCAAGUUUGCUGGGCUGAGACCCGGAGUCCUAUACAUCAUCACUGUGAAAGCCAUUGGCAAAGGAAAUCUCUCUGGUGAAGGAGUGUCUGUGACUGCGAGGACAGUUCCAGGGAAUGCAAGGAAUUUGACCUUCACCAGUCAAGGAGUGACCAACAAGUCCUUGGAAAUUGUCUGGACGAGCGCUCAGGGCGACGUGGCACAAUAUUCGGUGCUCAUCUCUCCGGCAAACGUUUCUGCCCUUUCCAUCAGUCCAAAUGGGUUACUCAUCGCCAAGUUUGAUAAUUUGAGAGCAGGUGUCCUCUAUGUCAUCAACGUGAAAACCACUGAUCAUGGGAAUAACUCCAAUGAUGGGGUAUCUGUGACGCAAAGAACAGACUUUGACGAAUGCAGCGAUGGGACCAGCAAAUGCGCUCAGCUGUGCAAUGAGCUGAACCUCUUUGAGAACAGCCAGGGAUACAACUGCAGCUGCAUCGGUGGCUUCAAGAUGCAGCAAGAUGGCAUUAGUUGUCAGCCUAUUGUGAGCUGCACACUGGCCUGUACCAAUGGAAGGUGCUUUAUUGAUCCCAACACAAAAAGGCCAACCUGCUCCUGUAACAUUGGUUUCGUCCUUGACAAAAGCCAGCAAAACUGCUUGGAUUUGAAUGAAUGUGAAGAGCAGCCUAAACCGUGUGAGCAGGAAUGCUCUAACGUCAUCGGAAGCUACAGGUGCUCCUGUUCUCCUGGGUUCACACAGGAUCCCGUUGUUGCUAACAGAUGCAUUGAUGUUGAUGAGUGCCAGAGUAAUCCUUGCACAAAUUCUGGCACCUGUCAAAACAUGGUAAAUAAAUUCUCCUGCCAUUGUACCAGUGGGUGGACCGGUGUCUACUGUGAUGAAGAUGUAAAUGAAUGUGCCUCUAGACCAUGCUCCCAUGGAGGAACCUGUGUUAACACACAGGGCUCCUUCUCUUGCACAUGUGCACCCGGUUGGAGUGGGAACCUCUGUUCACUGCUUGUGGAUGAAUGUGCGUCCAACCCGUGCAUCCACGGCACAUGUGUGGAUCAGGUCAACGCCUUCUUCUGCAGAUGUGACGAGGGGUGGUCGGGCGACACAUGCACUACGAACAUCGACGACUGCGUGAAUGCACAGUGCCAAAAUGGUGCAACCUGCAUUGACAUUCUGAAGGGAUACAACUGUUCCUGUAUUCUGGGAUACACAGGGCAAUACUGCCAAUACAAUAUCGAUGACUGCAUUGGAAACGAGUGUCAGCACAGUAGCACAUGUCUGGAUGGUGUCAAUAGUUACAUCUGCCUUUGUCCGAGUGGAUGGAGUGGUGUUCGCUGUGCAAGUGACAUUAAUGAGUGCAGAGUUGGACCUUUUCCCUGCCACGGAACGCUUGGGAUCUGUACCAAUACGCCUGGCUCAUAUGCUUGCUCGUGCAAGCCUGGCUAUGAGGGAGAUGGCAUUCAGUGCUUCGAGAAGAGGCUCUUCGAUUAUGGGAGAAAUGUGUACGACCAAAGUCCGUAUAUUUGGGACACAGACUAUGUGUCUCCGUUCUUCUCACCACCGUACGGAUUUCCAUUCGGAACCAGGUUCUACCAACAGUUGUAUUUCACAGACAACGGGUUGAUUGUGUUCAAAGAAAACGAAGACCAAUCAAAGUUUGCUUAUCCAAAUCCAACUAGAAAUUCAUGGUGGUACUAUACUCCCAUGAUUGCAGUUUUCUGGGACGAUUGUGACUUCUCAUCCGGCAUUGGAAAAAUAUAUUACCAGGAGUAUGACUUUACUGUUGGCAACCCGAGCCAAAAUGCAACACAGCUCCGUGAAAAGGUGCAGGCGCAGGUCCGAGCCAACUUCAGCACUGUGCCGGAUAUAAUAAACUAUGUGCCCACCUGGAUGUUAAAGAUCACCUGGGAGGAAGCUCCUGCUGUGCCAGCAAGCAACAAUGGCAGAUAUACAAACACCUUCCAAGCCAUCCUGAGUACAGAUGGCAUAUUUUCAUUCUGCCUACAAAUAUAUAAAGAUGGGGGCAUGCGAUGGAGAACUGAAGUUAGGGAUUUCAACAAUGCUGUCAUGGGCUUCAUGAGUGGACUAGAAAAUAGCCCUUACAUUGAACCAAUUUCACUGUCGCCAAAUGCCACCGUACGAUAUCGUCCAGACCAGGCUGAUGGAACAAAUACAGGCUUGAAGGGGAGAUCAACACUCAGGUUGGAUACGAACUCAUAUUAUACCAAAAAUCCAAAACGCGAAUGCCUAAAAUGGUAUCAAAAUGAGGGAAACACCCCCUACUUCAGUCCCUUCACUACCUGCCCUUGUUUCUAUUGGCAAGGGUAUUUUGACAUGUCCUACGUUGACGGGAACAUCAUACAAAUGUAUGGCUACAAUCCUCCCUACGUCUCAGGUGCAUCUCGGAGUCUACAGAACAUUUGGCCAGACUACAAUGGUGGAGGGGUGAGAUGCCACUAUAGCUGGUCGGGCUCUCUGCUGUCGGGUGGGUACGAGAGGUAUCUGCCCACUCCUUGGAACUACUGGUGGUGGUGGGGGGGGGCGUAUUAUUUGCAACUACAAAGACAAGAAUAUCAACAAAAGGAAGCGGAUCCCUACCAAUACUGCUGUCAGUCUGGAGACAGUCGGCUGUGUCGCCUGUACCAAGAGAAACGCCCUCGCAACCAAUGUUCAUUCUACAGGCCUCCUUUCUUCGCGUUUCUCCUUGGCGACCCUCACAUCACGACGCUGGACAACGUCUCGUACACCUUUAACGGCCUGGGAGAGUACACGGUCUUGGAGGUGUCUGGCGAUCAGAACCAUUUCACCAUGCAGGCCCGGACGGCGAUCGCAGGGUCCAAUGGGACCUCAAAAGCCACGUCGUUUGUGGCCAUCGUGGCCCAAGAAAAUGGCAGCAGCAAGGUUGAAUGGAUUCUCAAAGACAACAUCACUGUCGUGCUAUUAGAUAGUCAAGUUACUCAAGUCUCAGGAAACAAAACGUUUCAGAACCAGACGUCAGUCGAGCUGUCGUAUGGGUCAGUUGUCGCGUCGUUCCCAUCGGGUAUCUCCGUGAAUGUGACGGCUUCUUACGGGGCGCUCAACUUCAUCACCCUGCUACCCCAAAAAUUUGUCAACCAAACGCAAGGCUUGCUGGGUGUUUUCAACGGUGAUCCUAAAGAUGAUUUUAAAUCUAAGAAUGGCACUGUGCUGCCCUUUGAUGGAACAAAUGUCCCUCCAGAGAACCAGUUAUACUAUGAUUUUGGAGUCACAUGGCAAAUCGCUGCAAACACGAGCUUGUUUUCUUACAACACCAGUGCUGGGGAGAGCUGGCACACCUACAACAACAACAGCUUUGUGCCGAUGUUUUAUGAAGAACUCCUUAAUCGGACAUCGCCCAAAAAACUGGCCGACGUCAGCGCAUCCUGCGGAGGGCAAAAGGACUGCAUUUUUGAUGUGCUCAGCACUGACGACCCCAAUUUUGGGCAGGCCACGAAGAACAGCGCUGGAGAAUUUGGAUCGCAGGGCCAAACACUGCAAAACUUCCCUCCCAACAUUACAAGCAGCGGACAGCUCUCGACCAAAGUGAAUUCUACGGUGUGGGCCAAAGUAAUUGCAGAGGACCCCAAUAAUGACACCAUUGUCUUCACCCUUUCGACAAACUCAUCAGGCCUCACAAUUACAAGCGAUGGGAAUUUGACGUGGAGUCCCAGAAGCUCGGAGCCAGCGUUUGGCGUGGUGAGCGCCAGCGACGGCAAGGCCUCCUCUGCGCUGCUGCUCAACCUCACUCUCUGCAACUGCAGCGCGAACUCCAUGUGCCUCUCCAACCAGACCACCCUGAGCAUCAAUGGCAGCGACGGAUCCAAUUUUCAGGUUUCCGGCUGUCUGUGUGAUCCUGGCUACGCGGGAGUGUAUUGCACGGACGACUACAAUGCCUGUGUAGACAGCCCUUGCCAUCCUGGAGUGAACUGCACAGAUGAACCUGCACCCUCCCUAGGCUUUUCGUGCGGGCCCUGUCCCGCUGGGCUCACAGGCAACGGGAGCAAGUGUUUCGAUGUGGACGAGUGCAUGUUACAGCUGUCUGAUUGUAACCAAACGUGCACGAAUAUAAUUAAUGGCUACACGUGCAGCUGCAAUGAUGGCUAUCGUAAUGUCACCAUGGACAGCCACAGAUGUGAAGACAUUGAUGAGUGUGCCCUGAAUUCAUCUCUUUGUGUCAAAAAUGCCCAUUGUGUAAACACACCUGGCCACUAUGACUGCAGUUGCAAUGCUGGCUUCAGAGGAAAUGGAUUUAUAGAUUGUCAAGAUGAAGAUGAAUGUUCAGUCAAAAAUAAUCCCUGCUUAUCCGUAAACAAUUCAUUUUGCAACAAUAGCAUCGGGUCCUAUUCCUGCAUCUGCACUUCCGGCUAUAAUGGCACAACUUGUGAAGAUAUAAAUGAAUGCAUAAGCGGGCAGAACAAUUGUCCCGUCAACGCCAAUUGCACCAAUACGAUCGGCUCCUAUACGUGUGCAUGCAAACUGGGCUAUGAGGGAAAUGGCUGGAACUGUAAGGAUAUCGACGAAUGUAUGACGGGAAACCAUUGUAAUAGUAACGGAUCAGAAUGUAUGAACACUGAUGGGUCAUAUUACUGCACCUGUGCGCUUGGAUUCACUGGGAAUGGAACCUACUGCGCAGAUAUAAAUGAAUGCACGGCCAAUCCAUACUUGUGCCAGGACACAGAAGAAUGUAUGAAUGGUAUUGGAAGCUACAAAUGCGAGUGCUUACCAGGUUACAUAAGGAAUGGAACAAUUUGUACAGAUGUUGAUGAGUGCAAGAAAAGCCAACCGUGUGACGCGAACACGAUGGUGUGCAGCAACACGAUAGGAUCGUACACAUGUCUGUGCAAGGCGGGAUACCAGUAUGAUAGCACAGCUCGCAUCUGUACUGACACGGACGAGUGCGUCGUUUCAUCAUUAAACAACUGCUCGAGGACGACAGGGCUCUGCCAAAAUUUCGAUGGAAGUUUCACGUGCCAGUGCAUGGCUGGCUACACGGGAGAUGGAGUCACGUGCACAGAUAUCGAUGAGUGUAACCCACCGGAAAAUGCAACGCAGCCCUGCAAAGGCCCUGUCGGAGUGAGAUGUAACAACACCAUUGGCCACUACACAUGCAGCUGUCCCUUCGGAUACUACUUGGACAGUGAUGGAACCACAUGCAAAGAUGUUGAUGAAUGCAUCAGAGGACUCCACAACUGCACCCAGAACUGCACGAACAUCGAAGGAGGCUUCACCUGCAGCUGCUUUGCCCGUUUCAGCUCUGUGAAUGGGACUUGUAAACCAAACCAAACUUGUGUGACGGACGUUUGCAAUGGAACUGGAGAUUGUUACAUUGAUGAAACAACUCUCCCAGGAUGUUCCUGCAAUUCUGGGUACACCCUCAAUGGCACGAGCAAAACGCAAUGCAUCAAUAUUGAUGAGUGCAGCUUAUCCGUGGCUGAUGGACAGACACCUUGCGACUCCAUAUACGGGACAUGCACUGACACAAUCGGCAGCUUCAAGUGUGGAUGUGUGGCUGGGUACGCGGUCGUAAGCGACAGCCGGACCUGCCAAGACGUGGACGAGUGUCAGAGCGGAAUCUAUAACUGCACUCAAUAUUCCACGUGUCGUAACUUAGAAGGAAAUUAUACCUGCAUCUGCAACAGUGGAUAUGUCCAAUCUGGAGAGACGUGCAUAGAUGUUGAUGAGUGUCAAAAAGCAGGUAGUGCUCUCUGUGGUCAUGGAGCCUACUGUGCUAACACAUUGGGUUCAUACGCAUGCAGGUGUCUUGUGGGAUACGUAGGCAAUGGCACUGUCUGCCUGGAUGUGGAUGAGUGUCUGCUCCCCAGCAACAACUGCAGUGCCAAUUCAACCUGCACAAACACCCCAGGCUUCUACCAAUGCCAGUGUGAUGCUGGUUUCCAAAAAACUGGAGAGAUGUGCACAGAUGUAGAUGAGUGUCUGAAAUUUGGCAGUGCGGUCUGUGGGCAAGGAGCCUACUGUGUCAACAUGGUAGGUUCAUACAAUUGCCCGUGUCUUGCGGGAUACAUAGGCAAUGGCACUGUCUGCCUGGAUGUGGAUGAGUGUCAGCUCCCCAGCAACAACUGCAGUGCCAAUUCAACCUGCAAAAACACGCCAGGCUCCUUCCAAUGCCAGUGUGAUGCUGGUUUCCAAAAAACUGCAGAGAUAUGCGUAGAUGUGAAUGAGUGUCAAACAUCUGGCAGUGCGGCCUGUGGGCCAGGAGCCUACUGUGUCAACACGGUGGGUUCAUACAAUUGCCAGUGUCUUGCGGGAUACAUAGGCAAUGGCACUGUCUGCCUGGAUGUGGAUGAGUGUCUGCUCCCCAGCAACAACUGCAGUGCCAAUUCAACCUGCAAGAACACGCCAGGCUCCUUCCAAUGCCAGUGUGAUGCUGGUUUCCAAAGUAAUGCUACUGUGUGCGAGGACAUCGACGAGUGUGGGAGAGUCCCAACUGUGUGUGGCUUGGGAACGGUUUGUGAGAACACAGUGGGGUCAUACCGCUGCCCCUGCGCUCCAGGAUAUCAACGCAACACAAGUGAUGGAAAUGCAACAUGCUCACUCGCAACGACAUAUUCAACCACGCCAGGGACUGCUAAUUCAACACAGUCACCACAGACAGCGAGUCCACCAAGAUCAACCACCUCAAACACAACGAGUAAUUCUGCAGUAUUCUUCACAUCAGAAGGUGUAUCGGCCGCUACUGCACCAAUGAAUGCAUCAUUCACUGCAAUUACUCAACCUCCAUCAUUCUCAACAUCAGCUGCCUCGGUAACACAUAUAACAGAUGAUAUGAAUGCAACCACUACCGCUGUAGAGACAUCACCAAUAACAGCGCCCUCGAACACAUCAACAGCGAAUACAUCAGCUGUGACUCAACCUCCAUCAUUCUCAACAUCAGCCGCCUCGAUAACAAAUACAACUGAUUAUAUGAAUGCAACCGCUACUGCUGUAGAGACAUCACCAAUAUCAGCGCUCUCGAACACAACAGCAGCGAAUACAUCAGCUGUGACUCAACCUCCAUCAUUCUCAACAUUAGCCGCCUCAGUAACACAUAUAACAGAUGAUAUGAAUGCAACCACUACCGCUGUAGAGACAUCACCAAUAACAGCGCCCUCGAACACAACAACAGCGAAUACAUCAGCUGUGACUCAACCUCCAUCAUUCUCAACAUCAGCCGCCUCGAUAACAAAUACAACUGAUUAUAUGAAUGCAACCGCUACUGCUGUAGAGACAUCACCAAUAUCAGCGCUCUCGAACACAACAGCAGCGAAUACAUCAGCUGUGACUCAACCUCCAUCAUUCUCAACAUUAGCCGCCUCAGUAACACAUAUAACAGAUUAUAUGAAUGCAACCGCUACCGCUGUAGAGACAUCACCAAUAACAGCACCCUCGAACACAACAACAGCGAAUACAUCAGCUGUGACUCAACCUCCAUCAUUCUCAACAUUAGCCGCCUCGGUAACACAUAUAACAGAUUAUAUGAAUGCAACCGCUACCGCUGUAGAGACAUCACCAAUAACAGCGCCCUCGAACACAACAGCAGCGAAUACAUCAGCUGUGACUCAACCUCCAUCAUUCUCAACAUUAGCCGCCUCGGUAACACAUAUAACAGAUUAUAUGAAUGCAACCACUACCGCUGUAGAGACAUCACCAAUAACAGUGCCCUCGAACACAACAGCAGUGAAUACAUCAGCUGUGGAUUCGACAACAGCAUCAACAACGAGAGUUGGGACCGAAAGCACAUUAGUGACGGUGAAUAUGAAUACAACAGGUCCCGUAGCUCUAACAGAGGCAUCAAACGCAACUUCAAAGACCACUGUGACAUCAGUGACCACCGCAGCCAUGUCUACAAUAGGACCUAAUGGCACAAACGUGACUCUACCAAUAUUAGGGACAUCAAACACAACAACCACAGUCACAAUGGCACACAUAGUUACAACAGCAACUCCCAAUUCCUCAACGGGAGCGUCGACAAGUGCGAUUUCGCCUGCUACAUCGAACACGACAGCAGCUUACACAGCUGUGGGCUCGGCAACAACAUCAACAACUACAUUGCAAACCAAUAGCACAACAGUGACUGCACUUACAAACCAGUCAACAAGCACAGCUGUGACUCAACCGAUAGUGAACUCACCCACCUCAUACACAACAAUAAUAUCAACAGUGUCAUCGUCUACAGCCUCAACCACAAAUGCAACAGUCACUCCGAAUUCAACAAUCAGUAUCAUUUCAACGGUGACAUCUCCAACGACUGCAUCGACUUCCACCACUGUGUCUAACUCAGGUACAACACCAACUUCAAAUGGAACAACACAAUCCACAACAACUGUUAUUACAUCGUCGAUAUCACCGACACCGUCAUCCGCAACAACUGUCUCCACGACCUCCGUGCCAACUACGACUGCAAUCGUGGUGCCGGGACUCGUGAAAAAUUUGACUUUGACCAGCCAAGGAGUGAAAAACACCUCCCUGGAGGUUGUGUGGCUGGCUGCCGAGGGUUAUGUGGAGCAGUACAUUGCAUUCAUCUCUCCUCAAGAGGCAUCGGCUGUGUCGGUCAGCCCAAACGGGUCACUCACAGCCAGGUUUUCUGCGCUACGUCCUGGUGUUGAAUACACAAUCACGGUCAAAACCUUCGGAAGAGGCAAUGUCUCCAAUGCCGGAGUGUCAGUGAAGCAAGUAACAGCACUCACCACCUGCAACAUUGCCUGCACCAACGGCCAAUGCUUCAUUGAUGCGAAGACAUCAAUGUCUACCUGCUACUGUAACAGUGGGUUCAGCCUCACCAGCCCGCAGAUAUGCAGUGACGUGGAUGAAUGUCAGUCGAGGCCUUGCAAACAUGGAGGCAGCUGUGCCAACACUCAAGGCUCCUACUCGUGUAGCUGUGUGUCAGGCUGGAGUGGGCUGAACUGCACAGAGAAUAUUGACGACUGUGCUGGAAGUGUAUGCCAAAAUAGUGCAACCUGUUUGGACGGUGAUAAUAGCUACACUUGUAUUUGCCGGAGUGGAUGGAGAGGUGUGAACUGCUCAGAAGAUGUUGACGAGUGUAUAGCGCGGCCCUGCCAUGCCACGCGUGCCACCUGCACCAACAUAGCGGGCUCCUUCAGCUGCAAAUGCAAUGCUGGUUACGAGGGAGAUGGUGUUCAAUGCAUUGAGAAAAGACUUUUCGAAUAUGGACCAACUGUGGGUGACACAACUAUGAAGAUCUUUUCCACGGAUUCAGUGUCUCCUUUCUUCUCACCUCCGUAUGGUUUUCCUUUUGCCUCCAAGUUCUACCAGCGGUUGUAUUUUACAGACAAUGGCCUGAUUAUUUUCAAAGAUGUCGAAGAUUCAACGAAAUUUGCCUAUCCCAACCCCUUCAUCAACGGUUUUACAGAGACCUCUUCUAUCCCUAUGAUUGCCGUGUUCUGGGAUGAUGCUGACUUCUCCUCAGAAACUGGGAACAUGUACUUUCAGGAGUAUGAUUUUAAUCAAGGCCUCAGCAAUAAUACUGAUGCCUUGACCCUUCGUGGGAAGGUGAUGGAGCAGAUCCAAGCCAACUUUAGCAGCCAGUCAGACACACAUGGCUAUGAGCCCACAUGGAUGUUGAAGAUCACCUGGGCGGAGGCCCCGGCUGUGCCUGCCAGGAGCAACUAUAAAUACACGAACACCUUCCAGGCCGUUCUGAGCACGGAUGGCGACUCCUCGUUCUGCCUCAUAUUUUUCAAAGAUGGAGGCAUGCAAUGGAGGCCAGAAGCCAGAGACCCCGGCUCUAACAAUGCCCUCAUGGGAUUCAAUAGUGGAACAAACCGGUUCUAUUACAAUGACGCACUGUCAAGACCGACAAAUCCAGCUCGCUAUCGCCCAGAUACGGUCAUUGGAAACAAUACUGGUCUAAAAGGAAGAUGGGCUUACAGGCUGGAUACAAACUUGGCUGUGACCACUAAUCCAAAGCGCAAGUGUAUGGACUGGUAUAGGAAUGAGUUAGCCCUGCCUUCCAUCAGCAGAUUCACUACCUGUCCCUGCUCUUUGUGGCAAGGACAGUUUGACAUGUCCUACAUCAAUGGGGACAUAUCCAGAUAUGGCUACCAGCCUCCAAAUGUCACAGGUUCAUUUUGGAGCUUGCAAAGCUUCAAUAAAGAUAGAUUUGGUGGAGGGGUGAGAUGCCACUACAACAAAUUUGGGGCCCUUGUGUCUGGGUCGUAUGAGAGGUAUCUUCCUACCCCUUGGGUCACGAACACUCAGCAAGACAUUCAACUUUACUCGACAAAUGAAACAGAACCAUAUCGAUCAUGUUGCCAGUCUGGAGAUGCCAGGUUUUGCAGGCUGUACCAACAGAAACGCCCUCCCAACCAAUGUGCUUUCUACAGGCCACCGUUUGCUGCGUUUCUCAUUGGCGACCCUCACAUCACCACCCUGGACAAUGUCUCGUACACCUUCAAUGGCCUGGGAGAGUACACUGUGUUGGAAGCGGUUGGAGAUGGGGUGAAUUUCACCAUGCAGGGCCGCACAGGAAUUGCGAGGACCAAUGCCUCCACCAAUAUUUCUUCAAAAGCAACGUCCUUCAUAGCCAUUGUUGCACAGGAGACCGGCGGCAUUAAGGUUGAAUGGAUUCUCAAAAACAGCAGCAUAGUAGUACUGGUAGAUGGCAAACAGAUCAAUUCAACAGAUGCCAUCUACAAUCAGACCAUGUCAAUCAAUUGGUCAGACGGACAUGUGGUAGCCACCUUCGCAUCGGGCAUCUCAUUGAACGUGUCCAGCGUUUCUGGGGCCCUCAACUUCAUCACCUCAUUGCAAGAGAGUUUUAUCAACCGCACGAAAGGCCUGCUGGGUGUUUUCAACAAGGAUCCCACCGAUGACUUUCAAGCUUCAAAUGGAACAGUUCUUCGCUUCAAUGGAAGCAGUGUGCCUCCUGAAUCGCAAAUAUAUUAUAGCUUUGGAAUUACAUGGCAAACAAAGCCAAGCACAAGCCUGUUUACUUAUAACGCCACCAGUGGGGAGACUUGGUCCACAUUCAACAACAACAGCUUUGUGCCUACAUUCUAUGAAGAACUCAUAAAUCAGACAUCUGCAAAACAACUUGCCGACAUUCAGGAAUUAUGUGGAGGACAGUUCGACUGCAUAUUUGACAUGCUGAGUACCGGCGACAGAACCUUUGCGCUGGCCACAUCGCAGAGCGCUAUGGAAUUUGGCUCUCAGCAGAAAGCUCUACAAAACUUCCCUCCCAACAUUACCAGCGACGGGCAAAUUUCUACCAUGCUGAAUCAAGUAGUUACAGUCAAAAUCAGCGCAGUGGACUCGAACAACGACACCAUUGUAUUUACCAUUUCAAGAAAUUCCUCAGACCUCAACAUCACAGCCGAUGGGACUUUGACGUGGAGCCCCAGAAGCUCAGAGCCAGCAUUUGGCGUAGUGAGCGCCAGCAACGGCAAGGCCUCUUCUUCGUUGCUGCUCAACCUCACCUUGUGCAACUGCAGCGCAAACUCCACGUGCAACUACAACCAGACCACCCUGAGCAUCACCGGCAGCGACGGAUCCACUUUCCAGGUUUCCGGCUGUCUGUGUGAUCCUGGCUACGCGGGAGUGUACUGCACGGACGACUACAAUGCCUGUGUAGACAGCCCUUGCCAUCCUGGAGUGAACUGCACAGAUGAACCUGCACCCUCCCUAGGCUUUUCGUGUGGGCCCUGUCCCGUUGGGCUCACAGGCAACGGGAGCAAGUGUUACGAUGUGGACGAAUGUCUCAAUUCGCCCCCACCAUGCGAGCAGACCUGCUUGAAUACGCUCAAAAGCUUCGAAUGCAACUGUACCACUGGCUUCAUCAUCAACACAGAAAAUAGCACACAAUGCGACGACAUAGAUGAGUGCGCCUUGAACUCUACACUUUGUCAUGUAAAUGGCCAAUGUGUGAACACACCUGGGGGUUACAAUUGUACAUGCAAUCCUGGAUUCCAAGGAGACGGAAAAUUAUAUUGCAUAGAUAUAGAUGAGUGUGCAUUGGCCACCAAUCCCUGCUUUUCCAUUAACAAUUCAGUCUGCCUGAACAGUGAAGGGUCCUAUUCUUGUAACUGCACAUCUGGCUACGCUGGACCAAACUGCACAGAUAUAAAUGAGUGUACAAGUGGCCAUGAUUCAUGUCACUCAAAUGCCACAUGCUCCAACACGGACGGCUCCUACAGUUGCAGCUGCAACACUGGCUACGUCGGAAAUGGCAUGAACUGCGCCGACGAAGACGAGUGUUCGAAUGGGAAAAGCAACUGUGAUAGGAAUUAUGCAAACUGUGUGAACACCGUUGGAUCCUUCACUUGCCUAUGUGCCAGCGGAUACACUGGCAAUGGGACCUACUGCACAGACAUCAAUGAAUGCGAGAAUCAAACCAUCUGCCGAGCCAAUGAAAAUUGCAUGAACGUACCCGGCAACUAUACCUGUGAGUGCAAUCCCGGAUACAGAUGGAACGCAACCCUUUGUACAGACAUCGAUGAAUGUGUGGAAUCACAGCCGUGCGACAAGAAAACCAAGAUAUGCAGAAACAACAAUGGCUCGUACACAUGCGUCUGCAAUGCAGGAUACCAGCUGGACGCGGACGGCAACUGUACAGAUAUCAACGAGUGUGCCAUCGCAUCCCUGAACAAAUGCACAGCGGAAAGUGUCUGCCAGAACUUUGAUGGCAGCUACUCCUGUCAGUGCAAGGCUGGAUACAGGGAUACUGGAGGCAACUGCACUGACAUUGAUGAGUGUCAACCACCAAUGAACACAUCUCAGCCUUGCAAAGGCCCAGUUGGUGUCAACUGCACCAACACCCCUGGCCUUUUCAAGUGCACUUGUCCACCUGGAUAUUACCUGGAAAAUGAUGGAACAACCUGCCUAGAUGUUGAUGAAUGUGUGAAAAGUCUUCACAACUGCUCUCAGAACUGCACGAACACUGAAGGAGGCUAUGAGUGCAGCUGCUUCGAUCUCUUCAGCAACGUGAAUGGCACUUGUCAACCCAAUAUUUCUUGUCAGGCAGAUGUAUGCAAUGCAACUGGCACCUGUUACAUAGACAGCACGAAUUCCAAAGCCUGUGCCUGUAAUAAUGGAUAUAUUCUAAACGGCACGAGCAUAACGGAUUGCAUCAAUGUUAACGAGUGCAGCAUAUCCGUGGCCAACAGACAGACGCCUUGCGACUCCAAUUACGGGACGUGCAGUGACACAAUCGGCAGCUUCACGUGUGGCUGUGUGUCUGGGUACACGAUCGGUAGCGACGACCGGACCUGCAAUGAUGUGAACGAGUGUGAGAUCGGAAUCUACAACUGCACUGAACAUUCUACGUGUUAUAACUCUAAAGGAAGUUAUUACUGCAUCUGCAAUAGUGGAUAUAACAGUAAUGGGGCACUAUGCGUGGACAUUGAUGAAUGUGGGACAAAUACAGCCGACUGUGGAUCUGGAACCAGUUGUGAAAACACAGUCGGGUCAUACAACUGCUCAUGCAUUCAAGGAUAUCAGCGCACCACAAAUGAUACACAUGCAAGUUGUACAAUCCAAACGACUACACCGCCUCAAACAACAGGAAUUACCAAUACAACACAAGCCUCACCCUCUGCAGGAGUUUAUUUUACAACCAAUACGUCAAGCUCAACAAGAGCACCAUUAACAGAAAUUUCUCCAGACGGAGUUAAUUCUACGAUUGUCUCAAGCCCAGCAACAGCAUCACCAAUCACAGCUCCUACAGACAAAGUUAAUUCUACGAUUCUCUCAAGCCCAGCAACAGCAUCACAAAUCGCAGUUUCGACGGACAGAGUUAAUUCUACGAUUGUCUCAAGCCCAGCAACAGCAUCACCAACAGCAACUUCUACAAUCGGUGCUAAUUCUACGAUUGUCUCAAGCCCAGCAUCAGCAACAGCCACUUCUAUGGUCGGAGCUAAUUCUACGAUUGUCUCAAGCCCAACAACAGCCUCACCAACAGCAACUUCUACAAUCGGUGCUAAUUCUACGAUUGUCUCAAGCCCAGCAUCAGUAACAGCAACUUCUAUGGUCGGAGCUAAUUCUACGAUUGUCUCAAGCCCAGCAACAGCCUCACCAACAGCAACUUCUACGGUCAGAGCUAAUUCUACGAUUGUCUCAAGCCCAGCAACAGCAUCAGCAACAGCAACUUCUACGGUCGGUGCUAAUUCUACGAUUGUCUCAAGCCCAGCAUCAGCAACAGCAACUUCUAUGGUCGGAGUUAAUUCUACGAUUGUCUCAAGCCCAACAACAGCCUCGCCAACAGCAACUUCUACGGUCAGAGUUAAUUCUACAACAAAUGCUUCGACCACAGCAACAUCUCCAGUUUCCCCCAUUAUAGGGCAAACUUCAACAACCGUUUCCUCUACAACAGGAAAUUCCUCUAGUCCAAUAACUGCAACAUCGACAAGCAGGACAAAUGCGACAGCUAAUACUCUCAGUUCCAUGUCAGCCACAACCGUAGUGCCAACUUCAACUGAAAACCUGACUUCGACUGUUCCACCUACUUCACAGUCAACCGUGACGGUGACUCAGAACACAACGGGCACUUCAGCUACAUCAAGUGCAACCGCGUCUUCGACUGUUAUAGUUCCGCCAUCCACAUCUUCAACCGCGACAUCGACGUCAGUCGGGACGACGACCACGUCGCAGCCAUCCACAACCACCCCGUCUGCCACGCUUAUAGAUUACAGACUUUUUGCAUAUGGCACAAAUGUAAACGAUAUCAUUCUGCAGUUCCAAAUUAGAGACUUUGUGUCUCCGUACUUCAUGCCACCCUAUGAUUUUCCUUUUGGUUCCAAGUUCUUCCAGAAACUAUAUUUUUCAGACAAUGGGGUGAUCGUAUUCCAGCAAAGUGAAGAGACGAAUAAGUUUCCCUAUCCAAACCCCUUCUCCGGUGGAUUUCCAAGUUCAUUCUCAGUCGCAAUGAUUGCUGUCUUCUGGGAUGAUUCUGACUUCUCGUCGAAUGUCGGCAAGAUCUAUUAUCAGGAGUAUGAUUUUACAGGCGGCAAAGUCCAAACUUCGCACGCAUUGGAACUUCGGCAGAUAGUGCAGGCGCAGAUCAGAGCCAACUUCACGCAAACGGAAGUGCAGACCUACACGCCCGUAUGGAUGCUGAAGAUCACGUGGGAAAACGCCCCAGCCGUGCCAGCCAACAGCAACUUGAAAUACACAAACACAUUCCAGGCUGUGAUUAGCACCGAUGGCGUCUACUCAUUCUGCCUGAUCAUGUUUAAGGAUGGGGGCAUGCAAUGGAGGACGGAGGCUAGGGACAAGCUGGCAAACAACGCUUUGAUAGGAUUCAACAGUGGAACAUCUGCCGCAUACAUCGACCCAGUGUCAUUGAAUGCAACAACCAAGUACCGUCCCGACCAGGUCAAAGGAUUGCAUACUGGCCUAAAUGGAAGAUUCGCCUACAUGCUGACAGACAACGUGCCAAAUAGAAAAAAUACAAAGCGUCAGUGUCUGAAUUGGUAUUCGAACGAUACAGCUCAUCCGUCCAUCAACCCCAUCAAGAGCUGUCCCUGUUCCUUUUGGCAAGGAAUGUUUGACAUGUCCUACGUGGAUGGAAACCUCAUCACUACUUACGGCUACCAGCUUCCAUAUGUCCCAGGUGCAUUUUGGAGUCUUCAAAACUUCUGGACAGAUGCCAGUGGUGGAGGGGUGAGAUGCCACUACAACCGGUGGGGCGCCCUGGUGUCCGGGUGGUAUGAGCGCUACCUCCCCACCCCCUGGACGAAUCCGUCAAGAGUAACGAAUCAGCAGUACCUGACAAAUGAAGUGGACCCGUACAACGCUUGCUGCAGAUCUGGAGACAAGGCAUUGUGCAAUAUGUACCAGCAGAGGCGUCCCUCUGACCGUUGUUCAUACUACAGACCACCUUUCUACGCAAUUCUCAUUGGCGACCCUCACAUCACUACACUGGACAACGUCUCUUACACGUUUAACGGCCUUGGAGAGUACACGAUCCUGGAAGUGUUUACAAACAAUGUCACGAGCUUCACCAUGCAGGGUCGAACUGGAAUUGCAAGCGCCAAUGCGAGUGCCAAUGUGACCACUAAAGCCACUUCAUUCAUAGCCAUCGUAGCACAGCAGAUCGGUGAUUACAAGGUACGUACCAGGUGAUUGUUAAACGGUCUCGGGUGUAAAUGGAUGGCAGAUUAAUGUAGGGAUUUGACUGCACGGAACACGCACUGUGCGAAGGAUAUGAUCAUAUGGAAGCCAAGUUGCUAUCGGUAUUUUAUUUUGUUAUGUCACAGUUCCGUGAGCAGUGCUUAAAUUCAGCCGGGACCGUAGAUUGCUGUUUCGGGAUUUAACUCGGCAUGCCACAUCCAGUGGUGUGUCUAGGAUUAUUACGGACAGGAGUACCUUGUACUGGUCGUGCCCCAUGAUGAUAAUCCCGACUGCACACCAGCCUUAAAGUGUUACGGAAAUAUGUAGUGAGGAAUUAAGCCCCUGAUCGCCAAUGGUUUUGGGAGGUUAAAUUUUGAUUUUUGGGAGGCUUUCAUCCAGCAGUGGAUUGAUCAUAGCUGACGGUAAUUAAUUAACAUUGCAAGUUAAACAUCACAUGUCAAUGUGAUGUUUUGAAUAAUUUAGAUUUGAAGCUUUCACGACUGCAGGAAUCCAUACUCUUUGGUUCUUUCGGUAAAGUCACGUAGGUAGAGAAAAUAUUCAAUUAAAAUAAUGAAUCACGACGUUUCGACCACAACACAAGCAGUCGUCAUCAGGAAAUAUAGUGAGAGAUCUGCCGCAGCAAGAGGAUAUAUAGGUUUGAGCUGUGUGCAACCCAAGGGUAAGUGGGCGGGGCUAGAGAUGGAUUUGCAAGUAAAUGUAGAAGAUUAGCAUGUCAAUAUCAGAGAACCGGGCACAAAAGCACCUCGAGGGCCACAGGAUCUGCGGCGUUGGCAGCUGCACUGUGAGAGGAAAACGUGUUAAGGGUUAUGGUCGCCGAGCCAGUGAGACAUACAGCCCAUGAAACAGCAAGAGCCAUCGAUACAUCUAGGCUAAGGGAGCAAAAGGCGGCCAUGUUAGUGAUACCCUCGCCCGUUAAUGCAAAGGCAUCCAACAGGGCAAUACAACUCAGAGAGUCGGAGGGUAACAGCCAAACGACAGGCAGGAUGGAAACAUCACAGCACACACUAACCAGGUUAGUUAUGCUAAUCUUCUACAUUUACUUGCAAUUCCAUCUCUAGCCCCACCCACUUAUCCUUGGGUUGCACACAGCUCAAACCU